Molecule: messenger RNA, 2304 nt
Organism: Pteronotus mesoamericanus
Lineage: Eukaryota; Metazoa; Chordata; Mammalia; Chiroptera; Mormoopidae
Gene: VANGL1
Product: VANGL planar cell polarity protein 1
Exons: 8
Coding region: 168-1742 (524 amino acids)
Biological process (GO): multicellular organism development
Cellular component (GO): plasma membrane
Source: RefSeq, a predicted model, not a curated record
CCGCGGCCGCGGAGCCCGCACGGCCGGCGCCGAGAACUUGUUCCUGUUGAAGAGUGGCUCCUUGAUUCCCAGACACUUUGAGGUUUUAGAAAUCCAGUCGGUGAAAUUCUCUACCUCGACGGAGAACCAGUACCUGCUCCUUCAUCAGACGCAAGCUGUCCAUUGCUAUGGAUACCGAAUCCACGUAUUCUGGAUAUUCUUACUAUUCAAGUCAUUCGAAAAAAUCUCACAGACAAGGGGAAAGAAAUAGAGAGAGACACAAAUCACCCCGGAAUAAAGAUGGCAGAGGGUCAGAAAAAUCUGUCACUAUUCAAGCUCCCACCGGAGAGCCGCUGUUGGCAAAUGAUUCUACUCGGACGGAGGAAGUUCAGGAUGACAACUGGGGAGAGACCACCACGGCCAUCACCGGCACCUCGGAGCACAGCAUCUCCCAGGAGGACAUCGCCAGGAUCAGCAAGGACAUGGAGGACAGCGUGGGGCUGGACUGCAAGCGCUACCUGGGCCUCACAGUCGCCUCGGCGCUUGGACUUCUAGUUUUCCUCACCCCCAUCGCCUUCCUCCUGUUACCCCCCAUCCUGUGGAGGGACGAGCUAGAGCCCUGUGGCACCAUUUGCGAGGGACUCUUCAUCUCCGUGGCAUUCAAGCUCCUCAUCCUGCUCAUCGGGACGUGGGCGCUCUUCUUCCGCAAGCAGAGAGCUGACGUGCCGCGGGUGUUUGUGUUCCGGGCCCUUCUGCUGGUCCUCAUCUUUCUCUUUGUGGUUUCCUAUUGGCUUUUUUACGGGGUCCGCAUUUUGGACUCUCGGGACCGAAAUUACCAGGGCAUUGUGCAAUAUGCAGUCUCGCUUGUGGACGCUCUCCUCUUCAUCCACUACCUGGCCAUCGUCCUGCUGGAGCUCAGGCAGCUGCAGCCCGUGUUCACGCUGCAGGUGGUCCGCUCCACCGACGGCGAGUCCCGCUUCUACAGCCUGGGGCACCUGAGUAUCCAGCGAGCAGCACUGGUGGUUUUGGAAAAUUAUUAUAAAGAUUUCACCAUCUAUAACCCCAACCUCCUGACAGCUUCCAAAUUCCGAGCAGCCAAGCACAUGGCGGGGCUGAAAGUCUACAAUGUGGAUGGCCCCAGUAACAACGCCACCGGCCAGUCCCGGGCCAUGAUCGCCGCGGCGGCUCGGCGCAGGGACUCGAGCCACAAUGAGCUGUACUACGAGGAGGCGGAACACGAGCGGCGGGUGAAGAAGCGGAGGGCAAGGCUGGUGGUCGCUGUGGAGGAGGCCUUCAUCCACAUCCAGCGCCUCCAGGCCGAGGAGCAGCAGAAGGCCCCCGGGGAGGUGAUGGACCCCAGGGAGGCCGCCCAGGCCAUCUUCCCGUCCAUGGCCCGGGCCCUGCAGAAGUACCUGCGCACCACGCGGCAGCAGCACUACCACAGCAUGGAGAGCAUCCUGCAGCACCUGGCCUUCUGCAUCGCCAACAGCAUGGCCCCGAAGGCCUUUCUAGAACGUUACCUCAGCGCGGGCCCCACGCUGCAGUAUGACAAGGAACGCUGGCUGUCCACGCAGUGGAGGCUUGUUAGUGACGAGGCCGUGACGAACGGAUUACGGGACGGACUCGUUUUCGUCCUGAAAUGCUUGGACUUCAGCCUCGUCGUCAAUGUGAAGAAAAUUCCAUUCAUCGUGCUCUCGGAAGAGUUCAUAGACCCCAAAUCUCACAAAUUUGUCCUCCGCUUGCAGUCUGAGACGUCGGUUUAAAAGUUCUAUAUUUGUGGCUUUAUUAAAAAAAAAAAAAAGAAUAUAGAGAUAUAUCUAUGUAUUCCAGAGGGGCAUCUUGUUUUUAUUAGUUUUCGUCGCUGAGACUGGCAGAUGAUAGACCAGCGUCCUUUGACCAUCUGCACUUUAUUUGGAAGGAAGCAGGGGAUGUCCGUCCUGGGAAAAAGUGACAGGGGACAUCUGACUGUUGUGGAUGGGACUUCUCAAGAAGCCGUUCCCUGGCGCUUCUGUGACAGCUGUAACCAAAGCGGAGCUGGCGGUUCUGGGGAGCCUCGCCUUACAAUUCAUCCCUGCCUGUCGUCCAGCGCCACACUCUCCCGCAGACUUAGGGGGCACAUCUUUGUUCUGGUUCAGGAAGCCAGACACGACAUGGCCGCAUACGCGUUUGUGUGUGUAAACGUCCAGUUCCACGUCACCCAUGGGAGCUAGGGGCUGUUCUUUGUUGCCUUGGAUUCUGCAGAAAGAUCACAACAAAAAAUGUGCACUAAUAAUUUGAUUUGAUUUUUUUCCCCCCAAAGAGGAAACCUGCCUGCCCUGUUUCUGA